Vollenhovia emeryi is the source of this 1552-nucleotide messenger RNA. RefSeq names its product transcription factor Sp9-like. The record is from RefSeq and is a predicted model, not a curated record. The transcript is spliced from 2 exons. Gene Ontology annotation, biological process: regulation of transcription by RNA polymerase II. NCBI's taxonomy places the organism in Eukaryota, Metazoa, Arthropoda, Insecta, Hymenoptera, Formicidae. Gene Ontology annotation, molecular function: DNA-binding transcription factor activity, RNA polymerase II-specific; RNA polymerase II cis-regulatory region sequence-specific DNA binding. Bases 422 to 1552 code for a protein of 376 amino acids.
UGAUAACAACGGUUUGAAAUUAAGAGGUCAGAAAUGUAUACCUUGUGAACGAUCUUAAAAUAAACAUUAUUCGGAAUUUAAAAAUAUCACCAUUUUGCAAUCAUGUUGUUGUCUUGUAAUCAUACAUAUACUGUGUGUCAUCUUUGACAAAUAUGUACACAUGCCACUGUACUAUUUUGCUUGUCACUAACAUAUAAUACAUUAUUUUAUUCACUUAUUUUGCAUUGUCCUUUAUUCUGUUUCUUGUGCUAUAUUGAAAUUUGUUAAAAGUAUUUAAAGACAUUUCAUAUGUAACAAUCGUAUAAAAUUUCUUUCUGCAUAUGUUUUCCUUCUACUUACAUCUACCUUUUAUUUGCAGGAACCCAUUGAAACGGCAACCCCGAUUUCAUCCUUCGAGUCUCAUACGGAACGAAUAAAGCAGAUGCCUCUUCAUCCAACAGAGUACAAUAUUGACAAUGUGUAUGGUAUAAAUAUAAACGAUAAUUUUUACAGGCACGAUGAUUAUCUAAUGCCAAAUUAUCGCUAUGGAAUGAACCAUAAUGCCAUUUCUGUCAGCUCUUCCAACGUAAAUCGCCAAGGUGGCUUUAAAUACGACCCGUCCUCGUAUACUCUGCCGAGUACACCGAUUUAUCACGUGCCAUACCAGAGUGCCACUGCUUAUCCAAAAAGUUGUGAACCCUUACCGUUAUACAGCAAUACACAUACAGCGAUAGCAGCGCGCGAUAUGAUGACCGGCUUAUCGUAUACAAUGCAGGACUAUUACGAUCACCAGAUUACGGCAGUUUCUCCGAAUAGCCAAUAUUAUCCUUCACCGAAUAAUCCUACUCUCCCGAAAGAUUCGUGGGAAAAACUACCUAAUUUUUAUACAAACGGGUUAAACGAUCAUUAUCGUUCGUCAAUAAUGGGACUCUCGGAUUCGCAACUUCCAGGCUUUGUACACAAACCCAGUAAAACCAAUAGGAGGAAAUGCGAGUGCUCUAAUUGUACUGUCGACAAAGACAAAGCACUGCUUGGCAAUGACGGCAAACGGCUACACCUAUGUCCCAUGCAUGGAUGUGGAAAGAUCUUCAGCAAAUCGUCGCACGUUAAGGCGCAUGUCAGAAAGCACAGCGGCGAACGACCGUACCACUGUAACUGGAUUGUGUGUGGAAAAAGAUUCACGCGGAGUGACGAGCUGCAUCGUCAUUAUCGCACGCAUACUGGCGAAAGGAAACAUAUCUGCCACAUAUGCAGUAAAACAUUUAGCAGAAGUGACCAUCUCAACAAGCAUGCAAAGAUACACGAGAAGGGAAAUGAUAAAUCUUAUGCGAUUAGGACUGAUACGAACAAGGACAAUUUACCCGUGACAAGCAUCCGUGCCGAAAUCUCGGACUCCUCGACUACUCCUUUGGAAUAUUUUUCCUUUCUUAAGAAUUGCGAGAGGCUGCGACGUGCCGCGAGCAUGCGUCUGCGACCAACGGCCCUUAAGGCGAACGACGACGACGACGAGCAGCACGCCGACUCGCCUCCGUCGCGGUUGUCGCCUUCAUCGUCACCGCCGUCGCCGCCUUAA